This is a messenger RNA of Ictalurus punctatus (channel catfish), 3363 nucleotides long. Its product is annotated as kinesin heavy chain. The record is from RefSeq and is a predicted model, not a curated record. The coding region runs from base 217 to 3036 and encodes 939 amino acids. Gene Ontology annotation, molecular function: ATP binding; microtubule binding; microtubule motor activity. The transcript has 26 exons. Gene Ontology annotation, biological process: microtubule-based movement. NCBI's taxonomy places the organism in Eukaryota, Metazoa, Chordata, Actinopteri, Siluriformes, Ictaluridae.
CUGACUCGUAUAUGAGAGUCGGCUAUCGAAGUUCACCUGAAAGAUCCGACUCUUUCUCUAGCGACUCAUCAUGAUUAAGGUUCCCGAGUAGUUUAAUUAACGGCACCUGCACCCAUAUGGCGCACGCGCCGCCGUCUCACUAUCUCGGCCCUGGUGCUCCUUUCGGUUCUAAUAUGUGUGCUUUUCCUUCCUGCCUCGACUCAAGACUUUUGCGAAAUGGAGCAGUGCGGAGUCAGAGUGAUGUGUCGGUUCAGACCUCUGAACGAGUCAGAAGUUAAGAGAACAAACAAACACGUCAUCAAAUUUAAAGGCAGGGAUUCGGUGGUGUUCAGUGGUAAGCCUUAUGUGUUUGACCAGGUUUUGCCACCCAACACGACGCAGGAGCAGGUUUAUGAAUCCUGUGCUAAAGACACUGUCAGAGAUGUUCUGGCUGGCUACAAUGGCACCAUAUUUACCUACGGCCAAACGUCAUCAGGGAAAACGCACACCAUGGAGGGGAGGCUCCAUGACCCUGAGAUGAUGGGGAUAAUUCCUCGUAUCGCUCAUGAUAUUUUCGAUCACAUUUACUCCGUGCAGGAGAACCUUGAGUUCCAUAUUAAGGUUUCCUACUUUGAAAUCUACCUGGAGAAAAUCAGGGAUUUGUUGGAUGUGUCGAAGACCAACCUGCCGGUGCAUGAGAAUAAAAAUCGUGUUCCCUAUGUGAAGGGUUGUACCGAGCGCUUUGUUUCUAGUCCAGAGGAAAUGAUGCAAGUGAUUGAUGAUGGAAAAGCAAACCGGCAUGUAGCAGUAACCAAUAUGAACGAGCACAGCUCCCGUAGCCACAGCAUCUUCCUCAUCAAUAUCAAACAGGAGCAUUUGGACACUGCGCAUAAACUGACAGGAAAACUCUACCUGGUCGACCUGGCUGGCAGCGAGAAGGUCAGUAAGACGGGGGCCGCAGGCGCCGUGCUUGAUGAAGCAAAAAUGAUCAACAAGUCUCUAUCAGCGCUUGGCAAUGUGAUCUCUGCACUGGCAGAGGGGACUAAAACUCAUGUGCCGUACCGUGACAGUAAGAUGACGCGCAUCCUUCAGGAUUCUCUGGGUGGAAACUGCAGGACCACCAUCAUCAUCUGCUGCUCUCCAUCUGCCUUUAACGAGGCCGAGACGAGAUCCACGCUCCUCUUUGGACAAAGAGCAAAGAGCAUCAGAAACACGGUGUGUGUGAAUUUGGAACUGACAGCAGAGGAGUGGAAGAAGAAAUAUUACAAAGAGAAACAGAAAGGCGUUAAUAUGAAAGAGCUCGUAGACAAACUGCAGACAGAGCUCAAUCAGUGGAAGACUGGUGUGUGUGUACCUGUGACGGAGAAAUUGAGUGACAAAAAACAGGAAGAGCUUAGUGACCACGUACCAAUCGUCAGUAAUGGCUUGGCUUCUGAAACGCUGGCCAUGGAGAACAGUCAGUACGAGGAGAACAUCAGCAACCUGUACAAACUACUGGAUGAUAAGGAUGAAGAGAUUAACCUACAGACGCAGCUGGUGGAGAAACUGAGGCUACAGAUGGAAGUACAGGAAGAGUUCUUGGCGUCGUCGCAGCGGGACUGCACUCGUGUUCAGGAGGAGCUGUGUUCUCUGCGGAGAGACAACGAAGACAUGAGGAGAGAGGUGAGGGAGGUGCUGUCUGCACUGGAGGAACUCGCUCUUAACUAUGACCGGAAGAGUCAGGAGGCCUCCAACUCAACACAUACCAACCACACACUCGGCUCACAGCUCGCUGUGAAGAACGAGAUGCUAGAGGCCACUCGGAGCGAGUUAGUUGAGCUGCAGGAACUCAUUGCUAGUCAGAAGAGGAGGACAGUGGACGUUCUCCAUGUGCUGCUGAGAGAUCUGAGUGACAUGGGAGCCAUCAUCUGUGUUCAUGAAAUCAAAAUGGUGUGUGAGGAUGGUGUUUCUUUAGACGACGAGUUCUCAGCGGUUCAACUUUUCCUCACAAAGCUCAAGUCUGAAUUGAAAAGCCUUAUCAUUCACACCAAACAGUUAGAGUCUACCCAUGAGCACACCUCGUUCAAGAUCCUGGCCAGUGACGGAGAGCUAGCUUCCUGUCACUUACUCAUCUCUCAGUACCAGGUGAAGAUCAAGUCUUUGACGGAGUGUGUGCAGAAAGCUGAGGAGACGAGGAGAGCGCUGGAGAUCACUCCGCACAUGCUUGCUGAACAGUUACCCAAACUUCACACACACGAAAGCAACCAGGAUUUGUGUGAACUUGAGAAGCAGAAAGAGCUCCUGAAGGUAAACCAGUCCCCGCAAAGCCAGGGUGCUUCGAAUGAGCGUCACAGAGAGACGCAGUCGAAGAUGUUGGUUCAAAUGCACGAGGAGUUUAACAGCAAACAGAGAAUGCUGGACGAACUGAAGGAGUUUAAUGAGAAUUUGGUGCUGGAGCAGAAAAGGCUUCAGUGUGAAUAUGAAACCCUGAGGAUGCGCGUGCAGGAGAAAGAAAUCAACCUACAGAAACUAAUUGUGUCUAAUGAGAAGACCGAGCACACCAGUGCUGAGCUGAGAGACUUUGAAGAGGCACUGGCCCAACAGCUCCGGUCUUUACAUAGUUUGCGGACAAUGUUUGUGCAGAACCUGACCACACAUGUUGAAAAGAGCACUGCACCGGACUGUGAGAAUGGAGAAAGCCGUGUGCUACAUAAACAUAAGGUCUCCUUCCUGGAGAACAACCUAGAACAGCUCAGCAAAGUCCAUAAACAGCUGUUACAAGAAAACGCAGACCUGAGCUGUGAGCUGCCCAAACUGGAGAAGCGCCUGCGUGCUAUGAUGGAGCGGGUGAAGGCGCUGGAGUGUGCACUCAGAGAGACCAAACAGAGCACAGCACAAGACCGCAGACUUUACCGGCAGGAGGUGGACCGCAUCAAAGACACAUUACGAGCCAAGAGCAUGGCCUGCUGUGGACACUCUGCUCUUAUCGCUAAGCCUAUUCGUGCCGGCCACCAUCAUGCCUUCUCUGUAACUGCUGGGAGAGGAGGACCGAUCGUCUAUAGCUAUCACCAUUUUUAAUCUUCAUUGUGUGUGUCCCCAAUUGACUGUAUUCACUGAGGACUUGUGGUAAAUUAAGGGACUUGAUUUGGAGAUUUCUUCCUGUGGUUUUGGCCGUUUCUUCACAGCACUGUCUCAAAUUAAAUAAAAUGAAAUAUUUUCUUUCAGCUGUGUGUUCUUUUCUUACAGAUUUUGAUUUGGCUACAGAAGCAGGGGAGGCAUAGAGUAUUUAAUAUGGUGAGGUUAUGUCUAAGCUGUUUAUUUAGCAUUUUUGAAGGAGUCUCCCGUGUCAGUGUUUUGUACCAAUAAAAGGUAAAGCUGUUUCCACACAGUUUUCCUGUAACAGCA